GUGUGUGACGGGCGACCAACUUUGCCCGCUUCUACUCCUCCCUUCCCUCAUGUCAAAUAAGCAUCUCUGUCAUCUAUUUUUGCCUUCGCUUGGGCCUCUAACAAACGCACAACGCAAGUAUAUUGCCAAUGUCGUGCAACGGUCCCUAGAUACAGAGCUGGUUAUUGCGGUGCAGUGUCCCAUGAUUCAAUCCACCACCAACAUUGACUCCAUUUGGCACGCCUUGCAAUCUACACUGGGCAGCAUCUACGUCGCGCAGCUAAAAGCAUCAUUUUCGGCCGACCGCCCGCUGUUCAACGCUAAUGUUGUUUUUGAAGAUGUAUGCGGAUAUCCUCUCAGUAUCGGUUCCUUCACCACCGCUUAUGUAAUCUCAACAGAUAAACCGCAUGUAGAUGCCUGGAACGAGGAACGGGUCCGCGCUGGGCUUGCCGAAUUGUCCAUUGUAUCCCUAGACUUAGAAGCCUCUGCCACAACAGAUACCCAUCAUCAUCCACCUCAGGAUGAACCGCACCCUCCGAAGAAUUUUCAUCAUGUUGCAGCCGGAGGCACUUUUGAUCACAUUCACGCCGGCCAUAAGAUUUUGCUAACCAUGACCGCAUUAUUAGCUGAUAAGCGUGUUGUUAUCGGCGUCACAGAUGAUUCCAUGUUGAAAAGCAAAAAAUACCGAGAGCUUAUUGCGCCAAUUGAUGAACGAAUUAAAGCCGUUCAUCAGUAUCUUCAAAGUGUGCGCAGUAACCUGGUGUAUGAUGUGGUACCAAUUUCUGAUCCGUUUGGUCCUACCGUAACCGAUGCGUCCAUCGAUGGCUUGGUCUGCUCGCAAGAAACAAUCAAAGGCGGUCAUGCGGUGAACGAAGAAAGGCAGAAAAAGGAGUUCCAACCGCUUGAUCUUCGUGUGAUCGAUGUUAUAUCGUCUGAUAAUGCGGCCGUAGAAGGUGAUGACAUGAAUGUCUUGAAAAUCAGCUCUACAUGGAUUCGGCAAUAUGUGUCCGAGCACCAAAAUCGAUAGACACACUUGAGUCUAGCUUUCCAUCGAGUAAUUUAAUAUUAUACUUGUCCCUCUAUCCAAUAUACAAUAGAUCCUAUCAGUCGACCACGAAAACAGUAUUCAUGAGAAAUGUCGACAUUGUGAGUUUUUCUCACCCUU
Molecule: messenger RNA, 1144 nt
Organism: Radiomyces spectabilis
Lineage: Eukaryota; Fungi; Mucoromycota; Mucoromycetes; Mucorales; Radiomycetaceae
Exons: 5
Coding region: 50-1006 (318 amino acids)
Biological process (GO): coenzyme A biosynthetic process
Molecular function (GO): dephospho-CoA kinase activity
Source: RefSeq, a predicted model, not a curated record